This is a messenger RNA of Danaus chrysippus (African queen), 936 nucleotides long. Lineage: Eukaryota; Metazoa; Arthropoda; Insecta; Lepidoptera; Nymphalidae. The record is from the annotation of a GenBank genome assembly.
AUGUUCAGCCAUUAUAAGAUUCCGAAGGAUUGCUCACCUAUAUUAAGCAACCUCACUGUGCCGAAGACGGGACAAAAAGCGUUUGACAAAUGCUUGUACUAUCAGGAAAAAUACGUGUAUCCGUGCUUGGAUAGCCCGCUUCCAGGUCAAGAUAAAGCGAGGGCCAAUUACUGUACGUGGAGUUCAGAGGGUCUAAUUGUCAAUGGAGAGAAUGCUUCUCGAGGGGAGUUCCCGCAUAUGGCGCUGCUCGGUUUUGGAACUGGGAAAAUAGAUUGGAAAUGUGGCGGCACUAUAAUUAGCGAGAGGUUUGUGCUGACAGCGGCACACUGCACCAAGACUGCUAUACGUGGCUCUGUAUCCAAAAUCAAGAUAGGAAUCCUAAAAUCGUCGGAGCGCGAUACAAAUUUCAACCUGUACAAUGUUUUUAAAAUCCAUGUCCACGAUAAUUAUCAUUCGCCACUGAAAUAUAAUGACAUAGCGUUGCUGGAAACAGACAGAGAGAUGCUCCUAGGUCCAGCAGCAUUCCCAGCGUGUCUCCAUGAUGGUGCUGAAGUCAGCGACACAGUUAUUGUAUCUGGUUGGGGUCAAACUAGCACUAGGAGGAGAACUAUGUCUGACGUCUUGCAAAAGGCAUAUUUGCAAAAAUUCGAUGAUGUGGAAUGCCACAGCUAUCACGAGGUUUACCGCCACAGAAAUAUGCCAGAUGGAAUAAACAGUGACACGCAGAUAUGUUUUGGAAAUAAAAGCAAUACAAGUGAUACUUGCGGGGGCGACAGUGGAGGUCCAGCGCAAAUCAAACAUCCGAAAGUGUACUGCAUGUACUUGGUGAUAGGAGUCACCUCUUUCGGACGUUCCUGUGGGUUGCAGGGAGCGCCGGGUGUUUACACUAGAGUAUCUCAUUAUUUACCCUGGAUUGAGAGCAUUGUGUGGCCAUAA